This is a messenger RNA of Rosa chinensis, 632 nucleotides long. RefSeq lists its product as uncharacterized. The transcript has 3 exons. NCBI's taxonomy places the organism in Eukaryota, Viridiplantae, Streptophyta, Magnoliopsida, Rosales, Rosaceae. The record is from RefSeq and is a predicted model, not a curated record. Bases 16 to 537 code for a protein of 173 amino acids.
GAAUAAGAAUUUCGGAUGGAGUUUCUAAUAAUUCACAUAGGGAAUCACAUACUCCCUACACUUAAUAGUCCAAUUAGGUGUGAAAAUGAGACAACCUCAGAUUAUUCGAAGAGACCUCCAAGGGGAAAAGCAAAGGGGGAUAAAGAUUUUAAGAACAAAGGUCGGGUUGAAGUUCAGUUCAAUGUCAGAGGUCAACCUGAUGGAGAAUAUGCAGCAGGGUUCUCCUCCUUCCUUGGAGUCACAGCAAGAGAGUUCGUACCAUUGACAACUGAGUGGAAAAACCUCACUGAUCUGUACAAAAGACAAAUUUGGGAACAUAUCACGCGAAAAUAUAUUGUUCCAGAAAUUUGCAAAAGGAAUGUGUUCUGUAAAAUGAUGAAGCUGUGGCGAGAUUACAGAUCAUUGACAAUGAAAGAAGUGAUGCAGCAAGCUGAAUCGGUAGGCUUACCACGUGCUGCUACCCUCCUCAAACCUGAUAAUAUAGAUUCAAUGGAAGUGGCUGGAUUUUGUAAAAUCCAGAACGACAGAAGCAUUUAGGGAAAAGUGUGAAAGAUUCAGGUUGAUGCGACAAGGCAGAACCUUAUUGCAUAGAACAAGUAGAAAAAGUUUUGCAUGUCUUGAAGAAGAGCUGG